This is a messenger RNA of Cynara cardunculus var. scolymus (artichoke), 552 nucleotides long. RefSeq lists its product as uncharacterized. Lineage: Eukaryota; Viridiplantae; Streptophyta; Magnoliopsida; Asterales; Asteraceae. The transcript has 3 exons. The record is from RefSeq and is a predicted model, not a curated record. Bases 1 to 552 code for a protein of 183 amino acids.
AUGAGGAGGAGGUUAAGGAGAAAGUCAUCGGCAGCAGAUCUUCUAAUUGCGCCGCCGUCGUUGGCCGCGACUCCGAAUCGAUCACUGACUGAAUCUCCGAAGAUUUUCAAUUGCAGUUCAAGCUGCUUCAAUACACCUACGAAUUCCUUCUCGUCUCUAAAGGAGGACAGCAGAAGCAACAACAACAGCAGCAAAAAACCUGCUGCAGAGCCGCCUACCUCAUCAUCUCCGGCGCCGGCGAUGUCUUCACUGAAUAAAGCAAGCAGCAGGAUCGCCGAUCUGAAGGAAAUGGCAUCGUCACGCAUUGAUUCGAUUAAGCGUCAGAUCGAUUGCUCUUAUAUCGGUAUACUCAAGGAUAUGGAAGUGUCUCACUCUCGCCUACACAAACGAUAUAAGGUCCAAAACCAAGCAUGUGAACAAUCAAUGGAUGAAGCUGAAAAGGAUUUCAAGAAGAUGAUUGACCACAUUAGGGAAACUCAUGACGCACUGGAAGCAUCGUAUAUGGAUCUGAUAGCAGAAGCACAGGCCCGAGCUACUCGUCGUAUGUCCUAA